Messenger RNA from Tripterygium wilfordii, 2125 nucleotides. Its product is annotated as cell division protein FtsZ homolog 2-1, chloroplastic-like. The transcript is spliced from 8 exons. The record is from RefSeq and is a predicted model, not a curated record. Gene Ontology annotation, cellular component: chloroplast; cytoplasm. Gene Ontology annotation, biological process: chloroplast fission. The coding region runs from base 339 to 1784 and encodes 481 amino acids. NCBI's taxonomy places the organism in Eukaryota, Viridiplantae, Streptophyta, Magnoliopsida, Celastrales, Celastraceae. Gene Ontology annotation, molecular function: GTP binding; GTPase activity.
AACCCCGGCCGAUAAGGCUGAGAGGGUUUUGGGGUUGGCGAUCUCACGUCGUUGAUUUGGCUCUACUAAUUUGUGGGUCCUUGAAUGCUCACUUUCCUCCAGAAAGACGAAUCGUUCAUUUUCUCUUCACUGGAUUUUUGUUGCUUUGUUUGACAUUUCCUUUUACUCCAACCAUUGUGAUUUUUCUCAGCACACAAAUGAUUCACGGGAAUUGGCUAUCUGUGACUUCGAUUCGUCUGUUCUCUGAGGUGUUUAUGGCCAUUUGAUUCAUAUGAACGGCUAUAUCUGUUGAUCUCUAGCACCUUCAUAUCUGCGAUUGAUAGUGUGUUCCUGUUAAGAUGGCAAAUUGUAUUUCACCUUGUUCUCUGGCUUCUGAUAUCCAAAACCCUAUCAUAAUGUUGACUGGAGGGAGACUUCCAAUGGAGAAUCACCUGGGCCGAUUCAGCUCUCUUAAGAUCCUUGAAAAUAAGCAUAGAUAUUUUGGCAGAGGCCACAAAUUGACAUUACCUUGGGUUGAAUGUUCGUCAAUCUCUCACAGUGUCAGUCCAUAUCACAAUAAAGACCCCUUUCUGGAUCUGCAUCCGGAAGUCUCAAUGCUUAGAGGAGAGGGGAACAGCACAAUAACCACCCAAAGAAAGGAUAGUUCAAGUGGAAAUGUCACUGAGAGCCUUGGUGGCACAUCCAGUUCAAGUAAUUACAAUGAAGCUAGGAUCAAAGUGAUUGGUGUGGGAGGAGGUGGAUCAAAUGCAGUUAAUCGCAUGAUAGAGAGUUCAAUGAAGGGUGUGGAUUUCUGGAUUGUCAACACUGAUGUUCAAGCCAUGAGAAUGUCACCUGUUAUUCCUGAGCAUCGGUUACCAAUUGGUCAAGAGCUAACCAGGGGUCUUGGUGCUGGUGGGAACCCAGAGAUCGGCAUGAAUGCUGCCAAGGAGAGUAAAGAAUCAAUAGAAGAGGCCCUUCAUGGGUCAGACAUGGUCUUUGUCACUGCUGGAAUGGGGGGAGGCACUGGCACUGGUGCGGCUCCUGUGAUUGCGGGGGUUGCAAAGUCAAUGGGCAUACUGACCGUUGGAAUCGCCACAACCCCUUUCUCUUUUGAGGGGCGUAGAAGGGCAGUUCAAGCCCAGGAAGGAAUUGCAGCUUUGAGAGACAACGUUGACACGCUCAUUGUCAUUCCAAAUGACAAAUUAUUGACUGCUGUUUCUCAGUCCACACCUGUAACAGAAGCAUUCAACCUGGUUGAUGAUAUUUUACGACAAGGUGUUCGUGGUAUCUCUGAUAUAAUUACGAUUCCAGGACUGGUAAAUGUGGACUUUGCUGAUGUGAGAGCUAUAAUGGCUAAUGCAGGAUCUUCCCUGAUGGGAAUAGGAACUGCAACUGGGAAGACAAGGGCAAGAGAUGCUGCAUUAAACGCUCUACAGUCACCUUUACUAGAUAUUGGUAUAGAUAGGGCCACGGGAAUUGUGUGGAACAUAACUGGUGGGAGUGAUUUGACGCUGUUCGAGGUGAAUGCCGCAGCAGAGGUUAUAUAUGAUCUUGUGGAUCCAACAGCGAAUUUAAUUUUUGGAGCGGUGAUAGAUCCCUCACUAAGUGGUCAAGUCAGUAUUACUCUAAUUGCCACUGGAUUCAAACGCCAAGAAGAAAAUGAAGGCAGACCUCUUCAGGCAAGCGCGCAGGGAGAUGUCACCCUUGGGAUCAAUAGGAGACCUUCCUCAUUCACUGAAGGUGGUACUGUUGAGAUCCCUGAGUUCCUGAAGAGGAAAGGGCGAUCACGCUUUCCAAGAUCUUGAAGUAGAGUCACCCCAUGCAUUUCCUCCUCACUUGUGUCUCCCUUUGCUGGGAUAUAAGAUGUGCUUCUGUAGGCGUUAAGCCCACAGUCCUUUAGUAAUUCUAUUUGAUAAUAGGAUAUUGGAGUCAUGCUUAGACAAUAUACAGAAUUCCUAGUUGGGAAUUAGAUGUUUUCCUUAACUUGUAUCGGACGCCAUCUUACCUUUCAAGCACUUCUGCAACUGUAAUUUUUUUUUCCCAAAGAUUUGGGGCGCGUUUUGGUUGCUUGUAAGAAUAAACUCAGAAGUCUCUUGUACAGAUUGUUCAGAUGAGAGGACACUUAUAUGAGUGAUUUUGAUGUCUU